CUUCGACUCAUUCUCAUCCGGAUUGACCAAUGGCAAUGAUUGCCUGAAAUCAGUGAUUGCAUAAUUCGUCUCUUUGUUUUUGGAAAAAUUGAAUCUGAAUGUAUGUAGUUUGUGAAAAAGACUUUUGGAGGUAGUGCAGUAAGAACGCUCUUGUUUCGUGUUUGACUUUGAACGACUCAAAGAAGAAGUAGCUGCGUAUGUCGCACUGUAGACGCAGUAGGAACAGUAUGGUACUACUACAAAGCGCUCCAUCUUCGACGAGACGCAGCUCUCGAGCGGAGGCUGGAUCUUCUAUUUUGGUAAGCAACAUCAACAUUUUGCUUUCCACAGUUUUGGUACUGUUUCACGAGCCGAUACCAUGUGUUUCGAUAAAGAAAGGGCUUUCGCCGGUAGCGCCGCUGGAGGACGACGGCGCGACACCCGUAUCACCUGCAUACUCGACGUUCGCGUCAGUGGGGACACCUUUGCAGGGCCAAAACCGGGUUCAAAUUUGGGCAGACGCGUCAGACGACGAGGAUUUCUUUUUGCCGGUAGUGCACAGAGCGGCGACCGCGAGCGGCCUAAGCUCGGGGAAGGAAGAGGCGGCAACGGGAUCAGAUUCUGAUGCUCACCGCGACGCCGUGAAACGCGUAAAAAGUGGGCCGGCCGCAAUAACAGGGCGGGCUUCUAGAAGGCACGACGGAGUUGGAAAGAAGACGGCACCAAUUUUAAAUCCUCUUCUGAGAUCGCAGAAAGAUAAGAUGAGACGAGAGCAGCAGGCAUAUCAAAAAGCGAAGGGCGCAAACAAUAGUUUUCUUAAACCAGCUCCAGCAGCACCAAGAUUGACCGGGGCUGAACCAGCAUGGACUGCGAGCGAUGCGCAGUUAAGUUGGGACGCAAUGUGGGCGCGGGAAGAGGAAAAGGAAAAACAAAAAAGCAAACCGAAACAAGUACCAGUGAAAGAUAAGACUCAGAAUGUCAAUGUCGCGCAAGGUAUUUUUAGGUCCGUUUGUUUCGGAUACUUUUCGACCAUGCUUUGGUUACCGAGGAAGCGCAAAGUCGCGUUUAUUGUGCCUACUUAAGAAGUACAUUCUCCUUUUUGAAUUCCUUUUCCUACUCUCUCAUAGAGUGCAUGCUAGCCACUGCGCAAUAGACCCAAAAACGCACUACGCAGAUAACACUCGCGCGUUCGGCGCCUCAAACAGCUGGUGGGAACAAGCGGAAUGGAGUGCUCCUUAUACUUCUGGCCGGUAUUGGGAUGAACCAGGCGCGCAUAAAUCCACGUGGAAAGGUCGCAAGAACGGCAAGAAGAAAAACACGGACAAAGCGUGGGAUGAACACGAUGAUGGAGAAUGGCAAGGGGGCCGCACCCGCACGUCUUCCUUUGCGAAUGCAGAUGACCUGUCCGGACAACCAGAUCAGGACAAACUGGCGUGUAGUUCUGCUUCUCCAGCAACAUAUUCGGAUCCGCACCUUCUCGCCGCCGCGGCCGCGAUGCAACCCUGGAUUCUGCAAGGUAAUUCCGCAGAAUGCAGCCUUCCGAAUGCUCAGGCGCAGGAGGUUCUGGAAAACAGCAUGCGCAUUGGAUACGCGGCCGCCGCCCUAAACAACGCCUGGCUGCCUAACGGCUGGGGCGCACCAUUGUCAGCCGAGUGGAACAACUCAUGCGCAGCUUUCGCAAACGCGAGUUCUUUCGCAGCGAGUGCAUUUCAACAUCAAUCCUGGUACGACCUCACCGCGACCGGCCUCGGCCAGGAACUGCAAAGCACGUUCCCUGCAACGUGUGCUGAGGAGCCUUUGGAAGGCGGAACGCUAGAAGACGUGGACAUGAAAGAGGAGCUAGCUGUCGCGGAAGAUGCCUCGCUGCAAAAACGCGCCGCGGAAGUAGCCAAUCAGCCAGAUACUGGGGACGUACCAGCAGAAGGCAGCGACACUGGAACUAAAAAGACCUGCAACACUGCGCGGCCCACCACGUCUCACACUCACGAGAGGAAGGAACAGGGACCAGCAGCCUGCGGGCACGCCGUUCCCUCACACGACCAGCUCUCGUGCUUAGACAGCAGAACGCGCGCAAAGGAGAUGAGCGAUCCGGCCUCGUCGCACCUAGUGAUGACGUACGAUGGACGGGAGCUUUUUCCCAUGGAGCAGAGCCAGAUAACGAACCAUAGCGGCGGCGGGACCGAUGGUGUUCGACUCCGAGCUGCGACUCCAGAGGAGGUACAGAGGCAAGUAGACCAACUACAACAGCAAGCCAAGUUUCAUGAGGAACAGAGCCUUUUGUGCUUCAAGUACAUGCUUGAGAACCAGCUGCGCACGUGCAACGCUCUGAUGCAGAGCAAAAAACAGUGUCGAAGCUUGCUCCCGCAGCAACAUGAUAUUAAUUCUGGAAGUGGUAGCGGUACUACCGAGGUACGAAAUUUGGCCGGUGCGAAUGCGGAUAGAGGUUUGAUCUCUGUGAAGACCAAAGACGACCAGUCUCUGUCCGUCUUCGAGUCCUUCGAGAAGGAUUGGAAUUCUUGGGUUCCUGUCACAAAGUCCGGCGAUGCGGUGCUUAACGCAGCCCUCCUGGAGAAGCAAAAAAAGUGGUGCAAUACGCACGGCUGGAACCGUUCGCACGAAACCGAUGAUUGUCGUGCGGCGCAUGAGUGCGAUGGAGAGGUUCCUCCGGACGGGACGACGAGAACUAGCACUAAAGUAGGAAGUUCGAGUAGCAGGUGCUGGACCAAGCUCUCGAAAGAGGAGAUCGAGCGGAAAGCUUGGAGGCCCGAGGUUCAAAACGCAGAAAGCAGUGUCCUGACACCCAAGACGCAGCAUCAACUUCUGAUGCAGCUCUUGGACGAACAGGAGAAACCAGAUGCGCCUGACGCCGCGCCGCCUGCCGAGGACCUCACUCCACCCGUAGCUGAUCCUGCAGAUCGUUGCCUGAUGGCUCGCAAGGACAGUGGAUUGUCUUCGGAGUUGUCUGAUUCCGCUCUCUGCUUUGUCCCCGGAGCGUCCUCUGCGAGCACCAUUUUUUCCGAGCCAGGGUGGUCGACCCAAGCGGCGGAGCAGCCAGCUUCCACGCCGAAUCUGCCGAUGAACAGCGGCUCCAUCUUUCACGGUAUCCUGAGUAAAAAUGUACCCACCCCAGAGUUGUCAUGCAGAUUUGCAGCUACAGGAAGAUUUGUAAUGCGCAUACACAUGAGAGGCAUUUCCAUUCACGUUUUGCGCUUUGCAAUGCUGUCGACAGGAUGAGUAGAUGGAUUUGUGUUGCUGCUGUGCUUGCUAAACUGCACUACAAUACCUAGACGAACUUGUCAUGCUGGACCCCCAAAACUUCUCGAUUUGUGUUGCGAGAUCCUCAUCUUGACUCUGGUGUGGGGACGUUUUUACACAAGAUACACGGCAGAGGAUGCUCGCCUUGCGCUUGGUUCUGGAAGCCAAGAAGUUGUGACUUUCCGGACUCCUGCAACUACUGCCACCGAUGCGGCGAAGGGGAGCUCAAGCGAAGAAAGAAAGACAAAGUAUCGCUGCUGCGAGCGUCAGGGGAAAUAAAGCCGCAGAAAAAAAAAUAUUAGGAAGCGACGCGUCCAUACCGGAGAUUAUUCCUACCGCGGCUUUUUUACUCGAGGAAGACAGUCGAAAGACGUCCGCAGAAGUAGACAAGUAGGAUGUACUAGUUACGCUACUGUUGAAGCGAGCGUCUCCGUCUGCUCUCCUAUCGACCUAUUGGCGUCAGAACUUGGAGCACUAUUGAAAUUGAUUGAAAUCAUGCGUAUGACACAAGACAGCAUUUUUGAUGAGUUAGAUUCCCGGUUUUGGAUAGAUUCAUGACAAAAAACAAAUUAAUGACAGAAUAGAGUUCUUCUACAUACGACUACGAAGGCAAGGGAUAUGACAGAAUGACAGUGCGUGCAUGCUUAUCAGUAUUAUGAUUUUUCUUGUGAUAUUAACUGUGGGCUGAUUGAAAGAAUGUUUGUGAAGAGGACGAAUACAAGACCUCCACACUCAUAUAUGAUGACUCGCGUUUGCUUUUGAUCUUUUGCACGGUUUUCUGAUUUUGCUGCAAUCGAAAAAAUAUAAGUAUUAGGCUCGUGCUGCCAUUGCUUUGC
This is a messenger RNA of Amoebophrya sp. A120, 4070 nucleotides long. Lineage: Eukaryota; Dinophyceae; Syndiniales; Amoebophryaceae. The record is from the annotation of a GenBank genome assembly.